This is a messenger RNA of Saccostrea cuccullata (small rock oyster), 1943 nucleotides long. RefSeq names its product SERPINE1 mRNA-binding protein 1-like. Gene Ontology annotation, molecular function: RNA binding. The coding region runs from base 106 to 1242 and encodes 378 amino acids. The transcript has 7 exons. Gene Ontology annotation, cellular component: nucleus; cytoplasm. NCBI's taxonomy places the organism in Eukaryota, Metazoa, Mollusca, Bivalvia, Ostreida, Ostreidae. The record is from RefSeq and is a predicted model, not a curated record.
AAUCCCGAGCAUGCUCGGUUACCCAGCAAGAAACACGCCAUAUUGACUGUCUGAAAAUUUGGAAGGCCGUAAAAUCCAUUAACAUCCUCCAAGAAGAGAGGAACAAUGGACUCGCAAUACGGCAUAGCAGUUACAAAUAAGUUUGAUCUCUUCGGAGAUGAUGUUUCUGACCCAUUAGAGUUCCUGAAAGAGCAAGAGGAGCUAAAGAAGAAACAGGAACUCACGAAGGAAAAGGACAAGGGAAAGCAAGGAAAGGAUAAGAAGGCAAAGAAGCAAAAUGCUUCUCAGUCAGACAAUAAAUCCACAGAGCAAUCUGUCCAAAAGAAAGAAGACAAACCCAAUACACAGUCCCGUCCCCCGCGCAGUGCCCGACAGAACCGGGAGCCAAGGGAGAUGAGGGAUGACAAUGACUCCAGGCCCCCCAGAAGGAGAGAAGAGAAUUCUCAGAACGAGUUCAGAGAGAGGAGCGAGGGCAGUGGUGGAAACUUCAACCGACCCGAGAGUGGAAGGUUUGGCCAGAGAGGUCGCGGUGGACGAGGGCGAGGUGAAGGUCGCGGUGGCCGAGGAGGCAGGGGGCGUGGUGGCUUCGAUAGGGGCCCAAAAAGGGACUUUGAACGUCACAGUGGAAGUGAUAAAACCAGUGGUGUGAAGCCAACAGAAAAGAAAGAGGGAAGUGGUUCUCAUAACUGGGGAUCAUUCAAGGACGAUUUGCAGGAGGAGAUUAAGGAAGCGGAAAACACGGAACCAAAGGAAUGGAAUCCAUCUGAGGAUGCCGAAAACCAGGACCCCAAUGAAAGCACGGAAUCAACUGAACAACCUGUAGAGGAAGGCCCCAAACAAAUGACCCUUGACGAAUGGAAGGCUCAACAGGAGAAAAAUCGACUUAAAAACCAAUUCAACAUCCGGAAACCAGGAGAGGGCGACUCAUCGACAAGCCAAUGGAAAAAAGGAACUGCCUACAGGAAGAAGCUGGAAGAGGAAAACGAGGAAUCCGACGAGGAAGAGGAAUAUGAAGAGGAUGAAGAGGCUGUCAGACAAAAGAACUUGGUGAAUAAGUUUAAAUUUGUAUUCAAUACGGAGACCAGAAGAGGAGGCAGAGGAAGAGGACCGCGAGAGAGAAGAGGUGGGGGACGAGGCGGCGGGGGUGGUCGUGGAGGAAGAGGUGGGCGGGGGUCCAGGGAAUCCGCCCCCAAGUUCGAUGAUGAAAAUGACUUUCCCAGUCUGGUGAAGUCUGAGGCGUAAAGCCCAGCACAGCUGCUUACAAUAUUUUCCCCCAAGUACUAAACAGUUUCAUACUGAAUGUUAGGAACUUGCUUAAAAGAAGCCAUACACAGGCGUGAUGUUUCUUGCAAGACACAACUCAAUGUGAAUCCAUCUUUUUCAUUAUUUUGUUUCUUGUACAUUUGUUUUGUCCACUUUUUUUCCGUGGAUGUUUGUUCCACUUGGCAACCAGCCAAGAUCUCAACAGAAAAAAAAAUCAUGGUAUACAUAAACUUCUGUGAAUUGUCGGAACUUCAGUGAACUGCCUGAAAGAGAGUUGGAACAUUUUAAUUAAAAGCUGUGAAUGGAGGAUGUGAUUGGUUGUAAUGACCUAAUGAACUGUGCUUAAUAAGUGCUUGGUUUAGAUAUUUAUUAUAAGUUAAUGACUGUUCAAGCUAUUGACAAUUAAUAUAUGCCUCUAGCAUGUUUAAAAAAUUCAUUUAGAGACAAUUCAUUUGAUAUUGACCAUGAAACUGUUAUGAAUCAGUUUGUUAUAGUGACAUUUAUAACAGAUUGAUAUUUGGUGUGAAAAAUAUUUGUAAAAUUGUUUAUUUCACUUUAUAUGAAGAGAAAUAAACCUUGGUAUAUAUACCUCUUUAUAUGUAUGCUUUCCUGUCUGUUCCUGAUCUAGAGAAUUCAUUUGUGUGUUUGAAUGAAAGAGAUUAAACUUUUUUUAGAGUACA